CGAAUGUCUAAGGAUCCGACUGCACAUUGGGAUCACGAUUCUAGUGUCAAUGCCCGUUGGAAACUGUUUGCAACAUGUCUCGCCUUAUGGACUUCUUAAAACGCCCGGCAUUUUCUGUCUCUCGCCGUGGCGUACCUGAAGCCAACGCGGACGCUGCCUUGAGUGAUAAGCCUGAUGAGACCCAUGAACCCCCUCAAUCAUCUCCACUUACUGAGCCCUCCUCGCUUUUAUCAAGACCUACUGUUGUUGAUUCCCUGGGCAAUCCAGAUUAUCCGCUGAGCAAUUCUUUAUUGACUCCCGUCAAAGGCUCGGACAAAAAAAAGUCCACCGAACCAACCUCCCAGGGAGAUGACAGAGAACGUUCUUCCUUAAGCAGAAGCUUCAGUGUCUCGCAACGCAUAAAAAAGGAUGGAAAGGAAGUAGUUAUUAGCUCUGAUGGUGAAGAAACAGAGUCUUUACAUUCACUGGAAGAUCCUGAGAAUCUCUUCAUGAAUGCUACCGAUACCAGAGAUAGUCAAAAUAAAAUGCAUGAUAUCUCGACCGACAAAGGCAUGAAGCUACGAUCUCGACGGAUAAAAGGUAUGGUAGAUACCAAUCAGCCAAUUCUACCGGGUAUCUCUGCGCGGAAGUACAAGUUCACUCUCGAUUCACUUGUUACAAGUGCAGUCGACGAUCGUGAGGUCGAGGCUAGUGUGGCAGAACUAAAAGCUACCUUUGAAGCCACUACUUCACAGAAGCAUUGUGACUCAUUGCUGAACAAUGAUGCUUCAGGUGUGGGUGGUCGACGCAGGCAGUUACAGAAACAUUUGACAUCAGCACUUGACAAUGAUGAUGGGGGAACGGAGUUGCAACGCCUAUAUGACGCCGUUCAACGGACUGAGGCUUUUGACGAGGAGAAGACGUGGUCCUUUUUUGACAAUAGCCUUGGUUUACCGCCGCCGGAAUUUCCACGAGACACGAUUGCUCCAGGCACAUAUCUAGCUGUUCUGAGGGAGCCUGAUUCCCGCCAGCGGGCACUCCAUUCUGGAAUAGUCAACCUUGCUCUAUCGAGAAAUCUCGUUCCAGCUGAGUUAAUUACUUGGAUCUUCCAAUCUGUAUCAUCCGAACCUCGCCAAGAUCUGAGAUAUACGUGUUGUAGGGUUUUCAGGCACGUCACUGCAGAUCAAGUAAAAUCACUCAUUCGCCCAAACGACAUCGAUGAUCUCUUUCGGCGGCUGGGUGCUAAACCAGAAGCAUUGGACCUCUCGAAAGCACUUGUCCCUGACUCUCCAACUCAACCCAACCCUUCGAAGGAUGCACACAAAAGAAAUUCGCCCUUACUCUCUGUCCUGGAAUUGCUGCGGGACUCGGCAUAUUUGUUUGCCAAUGAUACCCGAGAACAUAUAUUAAACAUCUUAUUCCGGUUAGAAGCCGAUGCAUCUUUAGUAGGGGAUAGUGUGGUCUGUCCCGAACUGGAGCAUGCAAUUACGAGUGUGCUGAAAAGUAUUCCGGAGAGCAGUAUUGAGAGCACGGUGCAACGUAUCUGCAUGAACGCCUUCGGGACUGUGAACGAUGCGGUAUUUCAGAGCCGUAUUCUGAAGCAUAUACUACCAACAUCAGACUGGAUUGCAUUGUUUCGAUGUCGUCUUGCAGUUGCCUUUCUAAUUCGAGAUCCGGCACCACUUACUGAAUCACCAGAGGCAGUAUUCGAUCUAAAGCGUAUCAGAAACGUUCUCAAAGAUCGGCGCUUCAAUAUUAAAGCCCAUAAGGGGAAACGCGACGUCGAAUACGACUACGAGGAGCUUGGAGCAAUAACUACACUUCUCAACAUCGCCAUUAACCCUGAGUCGUUGAAGCUUUCUCUCACCACAAAAAUGGACGAAGACAGAUUUAAUGAGGAAGUUGAUAAGCUUGCAGACCGGAUAAAAAGAAUCUUCAUCUCCAUCGAGGACUCGGGUGCGUCUCAUCUCAGACGGACUCAAGCGAAGGAGGGCCUUGAAGCAUUACAUUAUCGCAUUGUAUAUUCUCUUCGAACGAAGCCUCGUCCGAAGAAAAACCUGUUUGGGACAUAUGGGAGGGACGACUGGCAAGCAAUGAGCCGCAGCAGCUCAUUCAUGGAGAAAUAUUUGACUGUCAGUCGUUCGGGAGCAGAUGAUGAUAAACCAGCCCUCAUUCCAGAGAACGACGGUUCAUAAUGGCUCGCCUUCACGGUCCAUGUCAAUUAUAAUCAUUCUGUAGUUCGGGGAAAAGGCACACUAAGCAUAGCUGGGCGUCUAAGUAAUGACGUUGAUGACUCCGAUAGUAACUACCUUGAGCUGAAGCGUAAACCAGCGGAUACAUGGUCG
Monascus purpureus is the source of this 2324-nucleotide messenger RNA. NCBI's taxonomy places the organism in Eukaryota, Fungi, Ascomycota, Eurotiomycetes, Eurotiales, Aspergillaceae. The record is from the annotation of a GenBank genome assembly.